CAUCUCUGCUGCACUAGCAAAACCCUCUCUGUUAAACCCCAAUCCUCUCUCUCACUCUCUGUGCACUUGCAAAUCUCAAAGAUCAAAGCGAUUCUUCUCUCUCCUUUCCUAGUAUUCUUCCAAUGAUGGCUGACGAUGCGGACUCUGAUGCAUGCGUUGGGACCAAGAGGAGAAUGACAGAGAUCGAAGAAACUCUUCUUCAGCAACAAGAAGAACCCUCCGCUUCUAUCUCUGCGCAAGAGGAAGAGGUUUCAAAAGAAUCGUCUUUUACUUCUUCAUCCCCACAAGAAGACCAAGAAAUCGUGCAAGACAUUCACAGUCCCACUUCCUCUAAGAAGGUUAAAUGCUCUGUCAUUCAACCUUACAAUUGUAUUGAAGAGAAUCAAGGAACUUUAGGUUGUGUUGAUGAGGGCAAGGUCAUUUCUUGUGAUUUGGUUUCUUCGUCUAUUGGAUGUGAAGGGAACAUUGCAGAUUUUGCCAGAACAGUUGAGAAUUUGGGUAUGCAGGUGCAAGAAACAAAUAAUUGUAUGAUGGAUUCUGUCUUUGGUAGUGAAAAAGGCCAAGGAGAGAUUGAAGGGACCCUCAACGAUGGGAAGAGUGAGAAAGAAGGGCAGCUGGGUUCUGCCAAAAGUGAAAUGGGUUUCCAUGGAGCUGAAGAAGUUGAUAAACAUAGAGCCUUAGACUUAGGAGAUCACAAAGGAACUGAAAUUGAAAUAGGUUCUGUCAUUGUAGAGGAGUGUUUCGUGAAGGGAAAAGCGGAAGCAGAGACUUUGCUGGACGCCAAAAAGAAGCAAUUAUUGGCAAAACUUGAGGCUGGUUCAAUCUUUAAAGAUAAAAGCCAUAUGGAAAAGGUUCCGGUUCCCAACCUUACUGCAGGAAUCUUGGAGGGUCUCAAAAGAAUUGACGAAUCUGUUAGACCUUCACUGAAGGUCGAAGUAAUUGAUGAUACAGCACUGAUUGAGACCGUUCCAGUCCCCAAAACUGGGAAUGUUGGUGUAAAGGUUGCAGAGAGGAAAGGAAAGAAGAAUGAGAAACAAGAAGCUGAUGAAAAGAAGGCAAAACGACCACGAAGAAAAGGGAAGGAUGGGAAAAAGAUUUUGGAGCCUAGUUAUGAACAAAACCAGAUGAUCCCAGUUCGCAAAGCCAUCAAUAACACGAGCCAGGUUGGUGAAGCUCAAAAUGGUGGUAAAAAGGACGGGGAUCAAAUAAGAAAAUACUCAAGAGAGGAGAUGGAAGCCCUGCGAUUUGUGAACAUUGUAGACCAGAGAAGGUUGUGGAGACUGAUACACACUGGACUUGGAGAUGCUGUUGUAAAGGAGUAUAAUGACCUGACAGGCUCAAAGCAUCAGAAGAACAUAUGCGUUAACUUUGAUCCUCGUCAGCUCUUUGGAAGGAAGGAAGUUGCCCCUGGAAUUCUUGGGGAAAUGUCUUCUGAGAACGUUGACAGUAAAUUAAAAAACACUGAAGAAGAUGAGGUAGAAAGUUUGAAUAUAUUGGGUCCUUCUCACGAGAGUUUUGGUGGUGAAGAUGCCUGCACUUUUUUGGAAGAAGAGUGCAAUGAAGAUGAGGACAGUGAUGAAGAUUAUGCAAGCAUCCAGAGACCUGCUUUUCUUGUAGAAGGAGAACCAGAUUUUGAAUCUGGACCUCCAGAAGACGGUUUGGAAUAUCUUAGGCGUGUCAGGUGGGAAGCUGCUCAUAUUCCGAAAGUUAAAGUGGCCAAGCAUGAUAAGAGUAAAGUUCAUAAAGAACAAAGUGUUUAUAUGCCCCAGAUUCCUGAGAUUGCCAAGUGCCCGGAAAAUUUAAUGCCAUUGAAGCGAUGGGAGGAUGCAUUUCUUGCUGAUUUUUCAGAGUUAAGGAUGUUUUCAUCACGCAAUGAGGCUUCCGGCACUGAGAUUUCAUGUAAACUGCAGUCCUUGUCUAUUGUUCAUGAGCAGAACACUUCCUCUCCUCAGCUUGCUGAAAGUAUUAUCCUUGAAAAAUUUAAUAACCUUGUAGCUGAUGAAGUCGAUUCCAGUCUAGAUGAUUCCUGUCUCAAUGACACAGUUGACCAAUCAUCUUCAGCAAAUGCUGAAGGUGGUAAAGCAUUAGCAUAUUCUCAGCACAAGUCCCUUAGAAGUUCUACCAGUGAAUCUUCUUCCAACUACCCUACUUUGUCGGCGAUUUUAGCAAUGGAUUCUGUUGCACGAGCAUCAGCGCUUAGGAAACGCAUAACCCAGGCAGAAACCAUGACGACACUAUCAAAAAAUGAUUGUCUAUGGCUCUUUGCUUUAUGUGCAGCAGUUGACACUCCACUGGAUGCUGACACUAGUGCUGCUCUACGAAGCCUCCUCCGCAAGUGUGCUAGCUUGCGAGCGGCAAAGUGUGAACUUGAUGAUGAGGUUAUAAUGCUGAAUAUUCUUGCCACAAUUUCAGGCAGGUAUUUUGGACAGUCUGAAAGCUGAAGCUUGGCAACUAAAAUUCUCUGUUUAAUGAAAUUUUGGUAUUGUUAGACGAGCUAUAUAUUUUAUUAUCUGAUACAAAUUAAGAUGAUGUGGAUGGUGGCUUGAUUUGGUUGUUGGCGGUAUCACUGGUACUGGGAACUUGUUCAUCCUUGAUUCCAGUCUACUUGCCAUGUUCCAUAAUUUUCAUCCUUGGGUUGGUUUGGCUCAAUUUUAAUUGCAUUUGAAGGAGUGUUAAUGUUUCA
Messenger RNA from Manihot esculenta (cassava), 2683 nucleotides. RefSeq lists its product as uncharacterized. Lineage: Eukaryota; Viridiplantae; Streptophyta; Magnoliopsida; Malpighiales; Euphorbiaceae. Gene Ontology annotation, biological process: spliceosomal snRNP assembly. Gene Ontology annotation, cellular component: nucleus; SMN complex. The coding region runs from base 123 to 2441 and encodes 772 amino acids. The record is from RefSeq and is a predicted model, not a curated record. The transcript has 4 exons.